Molecule: messenger RNA, 2163 nt
Organism: Canis lupus familiaris (dog)
Lineage: Eukaryota; Metazoa; Chordata; Mammalia; Carnivora; Canidae
Product: GSK-3-binding protein FRAT2-like
Cellular component (GO): cytoplasm
Source: RefSeq, a predicted model, not a curated record
GCCAGCGCCGGCCGCACAGCGCCGGGUGCCCGGGCGGGGGGCCAUGCCGUGCCGGAGGGAGGAGGAAGAGGAAGCCGGCGAGGAAGCGGAGGGGGAGGCGGAGGAGGAGGAGGAGGACAGCUUCCUCCUGCUGGAGCAGUCGGUGACGCUGGGCGGCUCGGGCGAGGUGGACCUGCUGGUGGCCCAGAUCGGCGAGACGCUGCAGCUGGACGCGGCGCAGGACAGCCCGGCCUCCCCGUGCGCGCCCCCGGGGCCGCCGCCGCAGCCCCCGCGGCCCCCGGCGGCCGUGCGGGCGGACAAGGCCCGGCCCCCCGCGCUGCCGCUGCUUCUGCCGCCCGCGCCGGCCGAGGCGGUGGGCCCGGCGCCCCCGGGGGCCCUGCGCUGCGCCCUCGGGGACCGCGGCCGCGUGCGGGGUCGGGCUGCGCCCUACUUCGUGGCCGAGCUCGCCGCGGGCCCCAGCGCGCUGCCCGGGCCGUGCCGGCGAGGGUGGCUGCGGGGCGCCGUUGCCUCCCGCCGUCUGCAGCAGCGACGAUGGCCCCCAGCCGGGACGCGCGCCCGCGACGACGACCCGCACCGGCUCCUGCAGCAGCUGGUGCUCUCGGGGAACCUCAUCAAGGAGGCGGUGCGGAGGCUCCAGCGAGCCUCGCCGCGGUGGCAGCCACGGGCCCCGCGAGCGCCUCUGGGCCCGGCGGCCGCAGCGCACCGGACCCUGUCGCCCUGCAGCCCUCCGGCGCCUUGCACUGACCCGGGGCGCCCGGAGGAGGAAGGGGACGCCGCUGCGCAGACCCGACAGCGCCCCGCCCUCGCCAGCCCGGAGCUGAAGCCGCCGCCGCCGCCGCCGCCGCCGCCGCCGCCGCCGCCGCCGCCACCCUGGGAGCGACCGCCCAGGCUGCGGGGAGACGCGUGGGGAGACCUCGAGGCCAGAAGUUCCCGGCCCCGGCGAGGCUGUCGGGGAACACGAGCGUGGAAAAGUGCACCGGCCAGGGCGCAGACGUGCCGUGUGAGCGUGUCCGCCUGCACCUCGGGGCCAAGGACCAGGGAUAAACCGGGAGAACUGUGGCAGCUACUUGCAUCGACUUGUACCUGACCUAGCCCUUGGGGGUGUCGUGUGCUUGGAUUGUUUAAAGACAGGGCUCCAAGGGGCGGGUAUCGCCAGGGUUUUACAACAAUACUUGAAAACUAAUGAUACGCAUACAUUUUAUUUUCCGGUGGAAGAGCUCAGUGGAAGUGGUGCUAACAAUUGCUGUGCAAAGAAAUUCCGGAGGAAAGAAAGAAGAAUGUAAAAGCUUGCUGGUGGGUGGGUUGCCUCACCCCCUCCUUCCCCUCUAAUUGGCGUUUGGUGGCGGUGGGAGAUGUGAGCUCCGGUUAGGGGAUUAGAGGGAGAUGGACAAUUUUGAAGGUGGGUAGAGUUGGAGUUGAAUGUGGACUUUUAACUGACUUGACCUUGCCACCUGUGGUUCAAGGUCACAGUAUGCCCUGUGCAAAAGGCUGCGGGGUUCCUGGGAGAGCUGAAGUCACCCCCAUGUCUUUUCUUUCUCUUGCUCCAAGAGCCCUGUCUGCUUUGCUACCUCUUGGAGUCUACCGAGGACACAAAGAGGCAGAGAGGGACUGGGGAGAGUUAUUUGUUUUUUGUUUUCCUCUUUCCAGAACUACUCCUCUCAUAGGGCACUCUUGUUGGCCAUGCCAUGAGCUUUCUCAGAAAACAGUCCUAGACUGUCUCCCCUGUCUUCCCAGCCCUACUUUCUUAUCCCACCCUUUCUGGUGUCUGCAUGGGAUAGAUGAGACCCUGGACAUUUUUCUGCUGUUUUGGCUGUCUGUGGAGCCGCAGGCCUGAGACUUCAUGGGUCCUCAUCCCUCACAGUUUCCUCCUGUCACCAGCUCUUCUUCUGAGUGACUGAAAUCUUGUUUAAAAUGUGACUCUCCGAGAGGAGAACCCACUGGCUUUACCCUUGUGAAACUUGAUGGCACUUUAAGUAAAAGUGCCACUCCCAAACUAAAGGUAGCUAAACCAAUUUUAAAAAAACAGAUUCAAUGGCUUGUUCAUCCUCCAGAUGUAGCUAUUGACGUACACUUCGCACCGGAGUGUCAGAAAUUGUGGUGGUCCUGAUUUAUAGGAUUUCUUAAUUAAGAUGUAUGCUGAAUAAAUUUGGUUUUUGUUUUGGA